Molecule: messenger RNA, 718 nt
Organism: Linum tenue
Lineage: Eukaryota; Viridiplantae; Streptophyta; Magnoliopsida; Malpighiales; Linaceae
Source: the annotation of a GenBank genome assembly
CAAUUUUAUCGCACUUGUUCGAGAAAAUGGAAACCGGCGCAUUCAAAUUUUGAAAUCCCACAAAGAAAAGAGUUAUAGAGAGAGAGAGAGAGAGAAGGAAGAUCAGAGUAGCAACCGGCGGCAGUAGGCAAGGAUGAUGAAGUCUUACUACAAGCAGAAAAAGCCCAACCGGAGCGACGCCAUCGGCAAACCCUCCAAGUCAAUCAAGAAGAAAUCCCCGGCCGCCUCUCUCGGCGCCGCCGCUGCUCAACCCGCCGCCUUAAUCACUUCUCCCCACGGCGAUCCUGAUCUCCAAGAAGAUGUGGAAAAGAGCGAGCAGGUACUGCGGGAAUUUGACAUGAACAUGGCGUACGGGCCUUGCAUCGGAAUGACGAGAUUGGCACGCUGGGAGAGGGCUCAACGCCUGGGUCUCGAUCCCCCCGGCGAAGUCAGGAGUCUGCUGGACUCCGGCAAAGCCCAGACGAAGAGCCUCUGGGAUGAUCGUGUCUAGAAAGAAACCCUAACUCAUCCUUCCGUCCUUUUUGAGUUUCUUAAUUGAAGUCUUGUUUCUGUGUAUGUAUGUCUUUCUGUAACAGAAUCAACGCAACCUCUGGCUGCUCUCUCUGUAAUCUCUUGCUUAGUUUGAAGUAUCGGGAUCUUUGAUUUGUGCUGAAAGUUGCUCGAUUUGAACAAGCUAGUUUUUAUCUAUAUAAAGAUGUCCAUUAUAUAUGUUUGUUAG